This is a messenger RNA of Anisakis simplex (herring worm), 1233 nucleotides long. The record is from the annotation of a GenBank genome assembly. Lineage: Eukaryota; Metazoa; Nematoda; Chromadorea; Rhabditida; Anisakidae.
AUGAAUGAAACCAGUUCAAAGUGGCCAUCAAAGAGCAGUAUUCUAGAAACGCCUGAGCGUAAACGUUAUCGUUUAUCAACGAGUUUCGCCGACUCUGGGCUUGGCUCAUCAAUAUUCGGCUCACCGCCAGCCGAACAGAUAAGUGGCAGCACGAAUACAUCACCCUUGCUACGUACACCAACGACGAAGACAAAUGGCUCGAGGAGUGGUUCUGAAUCGACGCCUUCUCCAUUGCGAUCGUUUAUUCAUAUUUCUUCAUAUAGUUCGUCAUUUUCGUCACCUGAACUACGAGCUUCGCCAUCCGACCGCAAUUUGAGACUAUCGAAUCCAGCAAACGCUAUUGGAUUUCGAUUCAGUGGCGGUGCAUUCAUGAAAGCAACAAGCAGCGAUUUGGAUUCAUCAUCAGUACAUCAAGGACGAUCGCUGACUGAUGAACGAGAACGAACAUCAACUUGCUGUGCACGUCCGAUCAAUCGUUCUCUUCAACUAUCACCUGCAACCACUUCGUACUGUGUGAAAGACGAGAAUAAUGUGGGUGCUGAGGAAGCAAAUGCUGAUGUGACAAUUCCAUAUGCACAACCCGAAACACCAAGUAAAGGAUUUGGCGUGGAGAUGUUGGAGCGAAGAAUUCUCGCAGUGGAUGAUGCAUUCAGAAGUGUGACGACAUCAACGCCGUUGAGAGAGGUUGAAUUCACCUCUGUUCGUAUUCCGUCAAUCGAUAGCAGUGAUAUUUAUCGUGUACCCGAACAAGCGAAUGGACCUCUUGAAAGCAGCAUUUGUGACCAUGAUUCAUUGCAAAUAGAUUCGAGUGCUACAGAGUACGGUCCUUUGCAAUCUCAGCAAGUGGCUACAAUUUAUUCAUCACAAUGUUCCCCUUUCAUUCGAUCACCACUCAAAACGUUCUCCUCCUAUCAGCAAUGUGCAGUCAGCUCUAGUGAACAAAUGUUAAGCGCCUCCAAUUCGCUGGCGGUUAGAGUAGAUGCCAAUUCGCAGGUGUGUAAGCCUGAAUUAGAGGACCAACCUCUCUCCGAGAAUGCAGCAAUCUUUAGAACACCAAAAAGGCGUCCGAAACCGUAUUCGAGAGGUUGGAUGCAAAUUGCUUGUGGUCGAACUGCAGCGCAGCUCAGAAUGACUCGACUUGCGCGUGAAUUUUUGAAUUCACAACAACCACUUACUCGGUCGUCAUCUUCGUUAACGGACGUCGAUGAAGUGAAAUUGCACAUUCUCUCCUAA